Molecule: messenger RNA, 2684 nt
Organism: Diabrotica balteata
Lineage: Eukaryota; Metazoa; Arthropoda; Insecta; Coleoptera; Chrysomelidae
Source: the annotation of a GenBank genome assembly
AUGUUAAGACUACAUAAAUUUCGCAGUAUUGUCUCCAAUCAAACGAAAACGGGAAUAAUUUCAUGCGCCAAUAAAAAGUAUUUUAGUACUGAAGGGGAUUUGCCUAAACAGGCGGAUGUUGUUGUUGUGGGUGGCGGUGUCAUAGGCUCCAGUAUACUAUACCAUUUAUCAAAACUAGGAGUAAAUGCUAUUCUUCUUGAGAAAAAUAAACUAACUAGUGGAACAACAUGGCACAGUGGCGCUUUGGUGUGGAGUUUGAGAGCGACAGACGUGGACAAUGUGAUGUUAAAGAAAACCAGAGAUCUGCUGGCGGGCUUAGAAGCAGAAACUGGCGUCAAUCCCGGAUGGACACAGUCAGGAGGAAUUUUUAUUGCUAGGACUCCUGAGAGGUUGGAGGAAUAUAAACGUUUUCAUACACUUGGACAUUUAUUAAAUAUAGAAAGUCAUAUAAUAUCUCCAACUGAGGCAAACAAAUUGGCAUCAAUUCUGGACCCAAAAGCGUUCUACGGAGCACUCUGGUCCCCCAGUGAUGGACAUUGCGAUCCUUCGAUGUAUUGUGCGGCAUUAAUCAAAGGAGCAAAAAAUCGGGGAGCUCAGGUAUUUGAAGAUACCGCAGUUACAAAAGUAUUGACCGUGCCAACACCAAACAAUGAAAAAAAAGUAACCGGAGUAGAAACAUCAAAAGGUGUAAUAAAAACAAAUAUUAUGGUCAAUGCAGCUGGGGCUUGGGCUCGACAUAUAACUCAAAUGGUCGAUUUGGACCUUCCCUUAACUCCGAUGAAGCAUGCUUACGUAAUUACAGGAUCCAUUCCCUCAGCCAAAGGUACACCCAGUAUUAGAGAUCACGAUGGUUGUCUUUACUUUAAAUCGCAAGGAGAUUCGAUUGUCUUUGGAGGUUAUGAACCAAAUCCGGAAAUUCUUCAAGAGCUACCAGACGAUAAAUUUCAUCUUUACGAGUUGGACAUGAGCCUUUUUGAUCAACACUGGAAACAUGCUUGUGAACUUUGCCCAGAAUUUGAGAAAGCUGGUAUAAAAUCCGACAUUUGUGGUCCAGAAUCAUUUACACCCGAUCACAAACCAAUAUUGGGAGAAGAUCCAAAAUGUGUAGGUUUGUUCCAUGCAAAUGCUUUUAAUUCACUUGGAAUAAUGCUUAGUGGAGGUGUUGGAGAUCAGAUGGCUAAUUGGAUAGUCUCUGGCCGGCCCAAUUUGCCUCUCUAUGCUUACGACAUCAGAAGAUUCACGCCGGUACAAAGACAAGAUCGUGCUUGGGUCUUGGAACGUACUCAUGAAGGAUACGCAAAAACAUAUAGUAUAACUUAUCCCCAAGACCAACCGUUCGCGGGAAGAAAUCAUAGGACUGACCAAUUUCAUGAGGCUCUUGUAGCAAGUGGGGCUGUCAUGGAAGAAGCUUUAGGUUGGGAAAGACCGUCUUAUUUUGUAAAAGAUCGUACUGCUCCUGUUAAACCUUAUGAUUGGUAUGGCUAUUACGAUCAUGUCCUUAAUACUGACACGCGCUAUAAAAAAGAGUUGGAGAGUGAACUUACAUAUGGAUUUUCUAGAAGCCACGAUCUAGUUAAAGAGGAGGCUUUGGCUGCGAGAAAUAACGUAGCUAUGUUUGACCUCACUUGCUAUGCUAAAAUGUAUCUAGCGGGACCAGACGCAGAGGAAGCAGCUGAUUGGUUGUUUACUGCCAAUGUAGAUAGGGCACCAGGAAGUAUUAUUUAUACAUGUUCCUUAAAUUCAAGAGGUUAUGUUGAAUCAGAUGUGACUGUAAUUCCACUUGAAGAAGGCGCUGGAACUUUAGUCGGUCCAAUUUUGAAAGGAAAAGGAUAUUAUAUUGUAGCAGGUGCUAAAUCUGGAUAUCAAACUAAAGCUCAUUUUAGAAAGCAACUCUAUAAGAAGAACUUUAAGAGUCUGGUAACUGAAAUGACAAAUAGGAUAGGAAUUCUCUCUAUACAAGGACCAAAAAGUGGCGAAUUACUUCAAUCGAUAACUGAAUUCCCUAUAACUAACGAAAAGCUUCCAUAUGGAAUGUCUAAAAUUUUUAAAAUCAAUGGCAUACCUGUAGAGUCCUAAGGAUAAGUUAUAUUGGAGAAUUAGGUUACGAAAUCCACAUUCCACUUGCUUCCUGUAUCCCUGUAUAUAAUAAAAUUAUGGAAGCGGGAAGAGGAUUUGAUUUAAAGCAUGCCGGAUUUAAAGCAUUGGAAUCGUUAAGUUUAGAAAAAGGCUACCAUCUUCUUAACCACGAUCUAAGGCUAGACGAUAAUCCAAUAGAAGCUGGUUUGGGCGCUUUUUGCAGAAAAGAUGGACAAUACUUAGGAAAGCAGGCGGUAGAAAAAUUCAAACAAGGUGUUACAAAGCGAAGAGUAUUCUUUACGUUACAAGAACCGGUAGCUAUUUAUGGCAAUGAAACUAUUUGGAGGGAUGACGUCAUCGUAGGAAUAUUAAGGAGAGGAGAUUAUGGAUUCAGCCUCGACAGCACGAUUGGUACAGGGUAUGUUGAACAUCCAAAGGGAAAAGUAAUUGACAAUGAAUUCCUUAAGAACGGUACCUAUCACAUUGAAGUCAGGAAUAAAAAGUAUCCUGCUUCACUAUAUUUGAGAAGCCCAUUUGAUCCAAAGAAUUUAAGAUUAAAGGGCAUAUAUGACAACCAAUUGGAGGAGCAAAGCCAUUUUGAAGACUGA